This is a messenger RNA of Nymphaea colorata (pocket water lily), 3346 nucleotides long. Its product is annotated as mRNA export factor GLE1. The transcript is spliced from 17 exons. Gene Ontology annotation, molecular function: inositol hexakisphosphate binding; phospholipid binding; translation initiation factor binding. Gene Ontology annotation, cellular component: nuclear pore cytoplasmic filaments; nuclear pore; cytoplasm. The coding region runs from base 1149 to 3104 and encodes 651 amino acids. The record is from RefSeq and is a predicted model, not a curated record. Gene Ontology annotation, biological process: poly(A)+ mRNA export from nucleus; regulation of translational termination; regulation of translational initiation. Lineage: Eukaryota; Viridiplantae; Streptophyta; Magnoliopsida; Nymphaeales; Nymphaeaceae.
UUUAUCCAACGAGGUGAUAAUGUGGUAUGAAGUCACACAUCCACUCCUUCGCAUUAGACUGCUUAUAAAAGAAUAAUAGAACUGAAGGCGGCAAGACUCAGCAAAGAAGUAGUUGCUCCUUGAGAUCCUAAUUGUGAUCACAGCGUCAAUAUCCAUAUGUACGGGUAGUUUAGCCCCACAAAUGAAGGCUUGAGCUAGCACCGAGGUGAAUGCAGGUUGAACUCGUUAGUAGGGCAUUGAGUGGCAAGCGUAUACUUUCUAGUGUAAUUGGAGGGUGACCUUGAGUGUGUGGUACUUGCAUUUUAGUAAGGUCCCACUGGUAAGGACGUCUUGAAGUUCAAGUAGCAUUUGAAUUAUAUAAGGAUUAUUAACCUUGGUAGUAGGAAUACUUCAUGAACGUUUGAUAAACCUGUUCCAAAAAUUGAUAAAAUUGAUGUAGAUUCGUGUGUUUUAUGAAUAUUCUCUUAUCUUUCAAGUGUUUUAUGAAUAUAUCUUAAUUUUAGAAUAUGUUUAUGCACAAAAUGUUCUUUUAUGUCAAACUAUUUCUUUUGUACACCCGUAAGUUUUCCUUUGCAUCACUUAAAAAGUUGACAUCCUUGACAUUUAAAAUGGAGAGUAGGCUUUCGUUGGUCAUGGAAAAAUUGCGCGCGCGCUUGGUAUUUUUAGUAUUCAGAAUUUUUGGUUAUUUUGUUUCUCAAACCAUCUUUACAAGUGCUAUUGCUAUCUGAUCAUGGAUGCAACAACUGUUUCGACGAGAAGAGCUUUCCGAGAGGAGUUUUAGGCCAUCAUCCAGCAGAAAGAAUUACUCGGCAUUAGAAGUUUCUUCCAUCAAACAUCAAACACAGGGCGGGCGUUUGAUGCAUCCGGAGAAAAAGCAUCUCAGACAUUUCCCCUGAACUUUGCGGAACUUUUUCAGACACAUCAAAUCCAUCUUUUUCCUCGAACCUAGAGUGGAUUCUCCUAAAAGCCCGCGGAAAUUUCUUCUGCCAUUAGAGCUCGAGCAUCGUUUUUGUGCACUUGGUGAUCAAGCAUCGUUCUCUACGUUUGUGAGUUCGCUCGGCGUUCGUCUUCUUCGAUUACGUGAGCUUGGAUUUGCAACACCUAAUCUCAUGUCAGGGGCACUUGCCAGUUAGCUCCAGCUUUGAAGAAUGUCCUCUAAAAAACUAAGCAAUUUGCUAGUGCUCACAAUGAGAAUAGGAGGAGCAAAUAAUGCCCUGGACUCAUCAAAAUCAGAAUCACCACCAUCCGACGGAGGCUUCCAGAAUUUGAAAAUGCCAUGCACAAAGAGUUUCUGUGGAGUAAUGUCUGAUCCAGAGCCUUGUUGGAGUCUUAGUGACAUUGUUGCAGAGUUAAAUGCUUUGGAGUCCAAAUUCAGUAACCCUUUCAUCAAGCGUCAACAGCAGAUCGAAAUGGUGGAAAAAAGCAAUAUACAGGGCAAUAUUGUUAGUGGCAAGUUUGUAGUGGAUGCAUCUGACAAAGGGAUGGAUGAUAUCGAAGACAGUUGUGAAGUAAUAGAUAAUGGAAACACGAAUGUGGGUAGUCGAUUCUCUUGUGAUGAUGUUUAUUUGAGCAGUGAUUCUGAGGAUGAAUGCCAUGAUGUGGACUUUCAAGCGCGUGAAAUCUCACUUGUCAAUAGGACAGAGGCUGUAAAAGGCUAUUUGCUUGAAUUGGAGCGUGAAGAGCAGUUAAAAGUUAAGGAAGAAAUAAGGGACAGAAUAUAUUCAUUGAAUGAUUAUCUGAGAAAGGAAAAAGAGCGGACAACUUCAUCAUUUGCUUGUAUCCAAAAAGAUAUAGAAGCAAAGCAAGAGAUGGAUAAAAAACUAGAUAAACAGUACCAAAGAAAAAUUGCAGAAACUUGUGAUAUUCACUUAUCUGCAGUCCAGAGGGACCAUGAGCAGAGGUCAGAAAUAGAAGAGAGAAAAAUAAGAAAAGAAGCAGCCUCUGAAGAUGCCAGAAGAAAGGAGAAAAUGGAACGGGAAGAAAAAGAGAGGUUGGAGAGGCUUAAAGCAGAAGCUGAGGCCAGGAUGAAAGCUGAACAAAUGAAGGCUGAGAAGCUUGCUAUGGAAAGAGCAGCGGUUGAAGCUCAAAAAAGAGCAGAAAAAGAGGCUGCAGAAAGGGCGGCUGAAGAAGCCUUGAAAAAAAAAGCUGCAGAAGCUUCCCAAAGAAAGGCUUCAGAAGAAAAAUCUAGGACUGGUGGAGUAGUUGUUAAGGUGUCUGAUAUGGCAUCAAAGCUAGAGCAGGAAAGAAUGAGUAAACUAUUGGCGUUAGUAGAGCAGAACAAAGCUACUGGUGCAGGCUCCAGUCAGGCUUAUAGAAGGCAUGAAAGGCAAAUUCGUUCGCUGAUCCUACAGGUAUCUGCAACUGUUGAUGUUGUAAGGAAAAAAUCACUUGAAUUGGUUAAAACUAUCAAUGAUCCAUUUUGCCCUCAAUCAAUCUCAGUUGCUACUUUUGCCGAGAAGGCCGUAUCUUAUUGUGAAACUCAAAAUAUGAAUAUGUCAAAUGCAUUCGCACUUGGCCAUGUUAUUGUGCUUGUCACAUCUCAGGUUCCGGCUGUAAUGGCGAUAAUUCUUGCUGAGUUUCAUAAGGCUUGCAUCUUUACUGUUCCUAAACAUAUAGUUUAUUCCAAGUCAGCUUUUGCAACCAAAGAAGCCUACUACAAGAUGAUUGGUUACAAGGAAGAUGGUGGAAACAUUGAAAGCACUGAUAGCUAUUUGCAACGCUUAGAGGCCUAUAUGACACUCUAUGCGGCUUUGAUUCAGACAGAAAUUCCUGGAAUUGCAAACCAACAUGGCCUGAAGGAAGGUUGGGCAUGGCUGGCGAGGUUCCUGAAUGUGAUACCAGCUGAUAGAACUACCGCUACGGCAUUGGUGGCUUUUCUCAGGACUGCCGGACAUGCCCUGUACCGCAGAUAUGGAAAUCAAUUUAUAAAGAUUCUCCGUGUAAUCACUCGAAGGUUCCUUCCAGAUCUGAAAGGAAAGGAGGACCCUUUGGCAUCAAAGGUUAUCAACAACCUUGAGACUUACCUUCAGUCCAAGGAGUACCUCUCUGAGCCAAAAGGCCUACGCUUUGCACAAACCGUGGAGUCGAAGGAUUUCGGAUUCUGACCACUGGUGAUGAAGGCUUGACACAUUCCAUCCGUCUCUGAUUGCUUUUUUUUCAGAAUUUGCGGCCAUCUGUUUGUAUGUCUAUCGACACUUUCCUGUGCCUCAGUCAGUCGGUCAGGGCCAUUUGAUUGUACGAACAAUUUUCUGAGGAAAGAGUUCCCUUUUCCAAGGGGAAAAAGGUUCUCAUGGUGAUAUAUUUAACUUGAUUAUUAUUAUUAUUAUUAUUAUUACUAUUUUUUGUA